UCUCUCGUAUAGAAUUGGAUAAUCUUCCCUCUGUGCGAAACAAGAACACUUUGUACAGAUAUAUGUAAUAUGUUCAUCCUUUAGUACAUAAAUGUGUUAAAUAUGCAAUUUAACUUGUGUAAGCUACGCCCUUAUAACUUGAUAAUAAGCUAUUGAUUAGCUUGAGUUGUCGUGAAGGAAAAAUGGACAUAGUGAUUACAAAAUCGGAUGCACAUUAAUAUCCGGAUAAUCGAGUAUUAAGAUAAUUAACUUCCCAAUUUUUCAUAUAAUCUUGUGAGGAAGCUGUUCUUAUUAAAACCUGAAGUUGUGUAUUAUGUUAAGUUUUAAAUAGAGUAGGUUAUGUAAAGCCUUGAAUUGUUGUGGUUGUAAGGAUAAUCCAUAUGCCUAUAUGGACUUUUAGAAAGACAAUGUCAGCUGCUUGAAUAAUGAGGAUAAACUUCUGUAGCAUACAAGAUAUUUGUAAAACCCUUGAGCAGUAUGUAUAGGUCAGAGGUUACUUCUAUCUGAAUAUGGUGGUCUACUAGUUUAUCAUGUGUCUGCUGCAUCAACAAGUGCUUCCUAUGCUCAUCCAUCUACAAACCCACAUGAUUCUUCCUGCAGCUUUGGCACAAACCAACUUCACCUACAACAGAAUGCAUACCAAAAUAACAUCUAUCAAAUCAGAGCCUGAGUCCACUUCUGCAUCAGAACACCGUGUUUUUGUCAGAAGAAAGAGAUCAAGAAACCCCGAAUUAGUCACAAAAACAGAGCCUCAGGACCAGAAAUUCACUAGUAUCCUACCCGACAUCGAAGAAUUCGCAUACGGAAAACCAAAUGUUAACCUACCUCUAACAAAAUCCAGACUCAAAACCCAGGUCAAAUCAGUCAACCCACCUUUAAACUGGGAAAAAGUUCUCGAACAAAUUCACAAAAUGAGAUCUUUAAAUGAUGCCCCGGUAGACUCCAUGGGAUGUGAAAAAGCGGGUACUUCUCUCCCUCCAAAAGAAAGAAGAUUUGCAGUUUUGAUAUCUUCACUUCUCUCAAGCCAAACAAAAGACCACGUCACCCAUGGAGCCAUACAACGUCUCCAAGACAGCAACCUUCUAAAACCAGAAACAAUCGAGAAAGCCGAUGAAACAACCUUAAAAAACUUGAUUUACCCCGUUGGAUUUUACACGAGAAAAGCCACUAACAUGAAGAAAAUAGCGAAAAUAUGUUUGAUGAAAUAUAACGGGGACAUUCCGAAUACACUCGAGGGAUUGUUGUCACUUCCGGGUAUUGGUCCUAAAAUGGGUCAUUUGGUUAUGAAUGUGGGGUGGGAUAAUGUGCAAGGGAUAUGUGUGGAUACACAUGUGCAUAGGAUUUGUAAUCGGCUUGGUUGGGUUAUGGGGACAAAGACACCAGAGGAGACACGAGAGGCGUUGCAGAUGUGGCUUCCGAAGGAGGAGUGGGUCCCGAUAAAUCCUCUUUUGGUGGGAUUCGGGCAGACGGUUUGUACUCCUCUUCGGCCUUCUUGUAGUUUGUGUAGCGUUAAUGAGCUCUGCCCGUCUGCAUUUCGGGCAGCCACCACGCCCAAGAAGAAGCUGCCCAGAAAAACAAAGCCUGAGGAAUUGUAAGUAAGUAUUGGGUCAGUAGACUUUUGAAGUUUGUUAUGUAAUUAUAAGCUUUUGUGAUAGGCUCUUGGUUUUAAUCCAAGGCCAAAACAAUAUGGGUGUUUUUGUGUG
This is a messenger RNA of Lactuca virosa, 1703 nucleotides long. Lineage: Eukaryota; Viridiplantae; Streptophyta; Magnoliopsida; Asterales; Asteraceae. The record is from the annotation of a GenBank genome assembly.